Molecule: messenger RNA, 7010 nt
Organism: Hyaena hyaena (striped hyena)
Lineage: Eukaryota; Metazoa; Chordata; Mammalia; Carnivora; Hyaenidae
Gene: MYO7A
Product: myosin VIIA
Exons: 47
Coding region: 1-6486 (2161 amino acids)
Cellular component (GO): cytoskeleton; myosin complex
Molecular function (GO): cytoskeletal motor activity; ATP binding; protein binding
Source: RefSeq, a predicted model, not a curated record
AUGGAGCCCCCCGCCGACCCCGCCGACCCCUCGGACCCCUCCGAAUGCGCCGAGGCGCGCUCCAAGCAGCAGGGCAAGUGGGCGCUGGUUCGCAGCCUGAACCAUGCGUUGAAGACCUACGCGGUCAUGCCGGGGGACUAUGUCUGGAUGGACCUGAGAUCUGGGCAGGAGUUUGAUGUGCCCAUCGGAGCCGUGGUGAAGCUCUGUGACUCUGGGCAGAUCCAGGUGGUGGACGAUGAAGGCAAUACGUACACAGGCUCCAUUCUGGUGGCUGUGAACCCCUACCAGCUGCUGUCCAUCUACUCACCAGAGCACAUCCGCCAGUACACCAACAAGAAGAUUGGGGAGAUGCCCCCCCACAUCUUUGCCAUCGCCGACAAUUGCUACUUCAACAUGAAACGCAACAGCCGUGACCAGUGCUGUAUCAUCAGCGGGGAGUCUGGGGCAGGGAAGACGGAGAGCACGAAGCUGAUCCUGCAGUUUCUGGCGGCCAUCAGCGGGCAGCACUCGUGGAUUGAGCAGCAGGUGCUGGAAGCCACCCCCAUCCUGGAAGCAUUUGGGAACGCCAAGACCAUCCGCAACGACAACUCAAGCCGCUUUGGGAAAUACAUCGAUAUCCACUUCAACAAGCGAGGGGCCAUCGAGGGCGCCAAGAUCGAGCAGUACCUGCUGGAGAAGUCACGUGUCUGCCGCCAGGCUCCCGAUGAAAGAAAUUACCACGUGUUCUACUGCAUGCUAGAGGGUAUGAGUGCGGAUCAGAAGAAGAAGCUGGGCCUGGGCCAGGCCUCGGACUAUAACUACUUGGCCAUGGGUAACUGCAUAACAUGCGAGGGCCGGGAGGACAGCCAGGAGUACGCCAACAUCCGCUCGGCCAUGAAGGUGCUCAUGUUCACGGACACGGAGAACUGGGAGAUCUCGAAGCUCCUGGCGGCCAUCCUGCACCUGGGCAACCUGCAGUAUGAGGCCCGCACGUUCGAAAACCUGGACGCCUGCGAGGUCCUCUUCUCCCCAUCCCUGGCUGCAGCCGCGACCCUGCUGGAGGUGAACCCUCCAGACCUGAUGAACUGCCUGACCAGCCGCACCCUCAUCACCCGCGGGGAGACGGUGUCCACCCCGCUCAGCAGGGAGCAGGCGCUGGACGUGCGCGACGCCUUCGUCAAGGGCAUCUACGGGCGGCUCUUCGUGUGGAUAGUGGACAAGAUCAAUGCAGCAAUUUACAAGCCCCCCUCCCAGGAAGUGAAGAGCUCUCGCCGCUCCAUCGGCCUCCUGGACAUCUUUGGGUUCGAGAACUUUGCUGUGAACAGCUUCGAGCAGCUCUGCAUCAACUUCGCCAAUGAGCACCUGCAGCAGUUCUUUGUGCGCCACGUGUUCAAGCUGGAGCAGGAGGAGUACGACCUGGAGAGCAUCGACUGGCUGCACAUCGAGUUCACCGACAACCAGGACGCACUGGACAUGAUCGCCAAUAAGCCCAUGAACAUCAUCUCCCUUAUCGACGAGGAGAGCAAGUUCCCCAAGGGCACAGACACCACCAUGUUGCAUAAAUUGAACUCCCAGCACAAGUUGAACUCGAACUACAUACCCCCCAAGAACAACCAUGAGACGCAAUUUGGGAUCAACCACUUUGCAGGCAUCGUCUACUAUGAGAGCCAAGGCUUCCUGGAGAAGAACCGGGACACCCUGCACGGAGACAUCAUCCAGCUGGUCCACUCCUCCAGAAACAAGUUCAUCAAGCAGAUCUUCCAGGCCGAUGUCGCCAUGGGCGCCGAGACCAGGAAGCGCUCGCCCACACUCAGCAGCCAGUUCAAGCGGUCCCUGGAGCUGCUGAUGCGCACACUGGGUGCCUGCCAGCCCUUCUUCGUGCGCUGUAUCAAGCCCAAUGAGUUCAAGAAGCCCAUGCUGUUCGACCGGCACCUGUGUGUGCGCCAGCUGCGGUACUCAGGGAUGAUGGAGACCAUCCGAAUCCGCCGGGCCGGCUACCCCAUCCGCUACAGCUUUGUGGAGUUUGUAGAGCGGUACCGUGUGCUGCUGCCCGGAGUGAAGCCGGCCUACAAGCAGGACGACCUUCGGGGGACGUGCCAACGCAUGGCCGAGGCUGUGCUGGGCACCCACGACGACUGGCAGAUUGGCAAAACCAAGAUCUUCCUGAAGGACCACCACGACAUGCUGCUGGAGGUGGAGCGGGACAAGGCCAUCACCGACAGAGUCAUCCUCCUCCAGAAGGUCAUCCGCGGGUUCAAAGACAGAUCUAACUUCCUGAAACUGAAGAACGCUGCCACACUGAUCCAGAGGCACUGGCGUGGCCACAAUUGCCGGAGGAACUAUGAGCUGAUGCGGCUGGGCUUCCUGCGGCUGCAGGCCCUGCAGCGCUCCCGGAAGCUGCACCAGCAGUACCGCCUGGCCCGCGGGCGCAUCAUCGGGUUCCAGGCCCGCUGCCGCGCCUACCUGGUGCGCAAGGCCUUCCGCCACCGCCUCUGGGCUGUGCUCACCGUUCAGGCCUACGCCCGGGGCAUGAUUGCCCGCAGGCUGCACCGGCGCCUCAGGACAGAGUACCUGCGGCGUCUGGAGGCUGAGAAAAUGCGGCUGGCAGAGGAGGAGAAGCUCCGGAAGGAGAUGAGCGCCAAGAAGGCCAAGGAGGAGGCUGAACGCAAGCAUCAGGAGCGCCUGGCCCAGCUGGCCCGUGAGGACGCCGAGCGGGAGCUGAAGGAGAAGGAGGAGGCUCGGCGCAAGAAGGAGCUCCUGGAGCAGAUGGAGAGAGCCCGCCAUGAGCCCAUCAACCACUCGGACAUGGUGGACAAGAUGUUCGGCUUCUUGGGGACUUCAGGCGGUCUGCCAGGCCAGGAGGGCCAAGCGCCUAGUGGCUUCGAGGACCUAGAGCGCGGGCGCAGGGAGAUGGUGGAGGAGGACCUGGAUGCAGCGCUGCCCUUGCCGGACGAGGACGAGGAGGACCUCUCGGAGUACAAAUUCGCCAAGUUCGCUGCCACCUACUUCCAGGGCACGACCACGCACACCUAUACCCGGCGGCCGCUCAGGCAGCCGCUGCUGUACCACGAUGACGAGGGUGACCAGCUGGCGGCCCUGGCGGUCUGGAUCACCGUCCUGCGCUUCAUGGGGGACCUCCCUGAGCCCAAGUACCACACGGCCAUGAGCGAUGGCAGUGAGAAGAUACCUGUGAUGACCAAGAUCUACGAGACCCUGGGCAAGAAGACAUACAGGAGGGAGCUGCAGGGCGAGGGGGAGACCCAGCUCCCCGAGGGGCAGAAGAAGAGCAGCAUGAGGCACAAGCUGGUGCACUUGACCCUGAAGAAGAAGUCCAAACUGACAGAGGAGGUGACCAAAAGGCUGCAUGACGGGGAGUCCACUGUGCAGGGCAACAGCAUGCUGGAGGACCGGCCCACUUCCAACCUGGAGAAGCUGCACUUCAUCAUUGGCAAUGGCAUCCUGCGGCCAGCGCUCCGGGAUGAGAUCUACUGCCAGAUCAGCAAGCAGCUCACUCACAACCCCUCCAAGAGCAGCUACGCCCGGGGCUGGAUCCUCGUAUCUCUCUGCGUGGGCUGCUUUGCUCCCUCGGAGAAGUUCGUUAAGUACCUGCGGAACUUCAUCCACGGGGGACCGCCUGGCUACGCUCCGUACUGUGAGGAGCGGCUCCGGAGGACCUUUGUGAAUGGGACCCGGACACAGCCGCCCAGCUGGCUGGAGCUGCAGGCCACCAAGUCCAAGAAGCCCAUCAUGUUGCCUGUGACCUUCAUGGAUGGAACCACCAAGACCCUGCUGACCGACUCGGCCACCACGGCCAAGGAGCUCUGCAAUGCGCUGGCUGACAAGAUCUCGCUCAAGGACCGCUUUGGGUUCUCCCUCUACAUUGCUCUGUUUGAUAAGGUGUCCUCCCUGGGCAGCGGCAGUGACCAUGUCAUGGAUGCCAUCUCCCAAUGUGAGCAGUACGCCAAGGAGCAGGGUGCCCAGGAACGCAAUGCCCCCUGGAGGCUCUUCUUCCGCAAAGAGGUCUUCACGCCCUGGCACAAUCCCUCAGAGGACAACGUGGCCACCAACCUCAUCUACCAGCAGGUGGUGCGAGGGGUCAAGUUUGGGGAGUACAGGUGUGAGAAGGAGGAUGACCUGGCCGAGCUGGCCUCCCAGCAGUACUUUGUGGACUACGGCUCCGAGAUGAUCCUGGAGCGCCUCCUAAACCUCGUGCCCACCUAUAUCCCUGACCGUGAGAUCACGCCCCUGAAGACACUUGAGAAGUGGGCCCAGCUGGCCAUUGCUGCCCACAAGAAGGGGAUUUAUGCUCAGAGGAGAACUGAUGCCCAGAAGGUCAAAGAGGAUGUGGUCAACUAUGCCCGUUUCAAGUGGCCCUUGCUCUUCUCCAGGUUUUAUGAAGCCUACAAAUUCUCAGGCCCCAGCCUCCCCAAGAAUGACGUUAUCGUGGCAGUCAACUGGACGGGCGUCUACUUUGUGGAUGAGCAGGAGCAGGUGCUUCUGGAGCUGUCCUUCCCUGAGAUCAUGGCUGUGUCCAGCAGUAGGGGAGCAAAACUGGUAGCCCCCAGCUUCACGCUGGCUACCAUCAAGGGGGAUGAGUACACCUUUACCUCCAGCAACGCUGAGGACAUCCGUGACCUCGUGGUCACCUUCCUGGAAGGGCUCCGGAAGAGGUCGAAGUACGUGGUGGCCCUGCAGGACAACCCCAACCCUGCGGGGGAGGAGUCAGGUUUCCUCAGCUUUGCCAAGGGAGACCUCAUCAUUCUGGACCAUGACACGGGAGAGCAGGUCAUGAACUCAGGCUGGGCCAACGGCAUUAAUGAGAGGACCAAGCAGCGUGGGGACUUCCCCACUGACUGCGUGUAUGUCAUGCCCACUGUCACCUUGCCACCGCGGGAGAUUGUGGCCCUGGUCACCAUGACCCCUGACCAGAGACAGGACGUCAUUCGGCUCUUGCAGCUGCGAACAGUGGAGCCCGAGGUGCGCGCCAAGCCCUACACGCUGGAGGAAUUUUCCUACGACUAUUUCAGGCCCCCACCCAAGCACACGCUGAGCCGGGUCAUGGUGUCCAAGGCCCGUGGCAAGGACCGGCUGUGGAGCCACACACGGGAGCCGCUCAAGCAAGCACUGCUCAAGAAGAUCCUGGGCAGCGAGGAGCUCUCCCAGGAGGCCUGCAUGGCCUUCAUCGCGAUGCUCAAGUACAUGGGCGACUACCCAUCCAAGAGGGCGCGCUCUGUCAAUGAGCUCACCGACCAGAUCUUCGAGGGCGCCCUAAAGGCCGAGCCCCUCAAGGACGAGGUGUACGUGCAGAUCCUGAAGCAGCUGACCGACAACCAUAUCAGGUACAGCGAGGAGCGUGGCUGGGAGCUGCUCUGGCUGUGCACCGGCCUCUUCCCCCCCAGCAACAUCCUGCUGCCCCACGUGCAGCGCUUCCUGCAGUCCCGCAAGCACUGUCCCCUCGCCCUCGACUGCCUGCAGCGGCUCCAGAAAGCCCUGAGAAACGGGUCCCGGAAGUACCCCCCACACCUGGUGGAGGUGGAGGCCAUCCAGCACAAAACCACCCAGAUUUUCCACAAGGUCUACUUUCCUGACGACACCGAUGAGGCCUUUGAGGUGGAGUCCAGCACGAAGGCCAAAGACUUCUGCCAGAACAUUGCAGCCCGGCUGCUCCUCAAGUCCUCCGAGGGAUUCAGCCUCUUUGUCAAAAUUGCAGACAAGGUCAUCAGCGUCCCCGAGAAUGACUUCUUCUUCGACUUUGUUCGACACCUGACAGACUGGAUAAAGAAAGCACGGCCCGUCAAGGAUGGAAUCGUGCCCUCGCUCACCUACCAGGUGUUCUUCAUGAAGAAGCUGUGGACCACCACGGUGCCCGGGAAAGACCCGAUGGCCGAUUCCAUCUUCCACUAUUACCAGGAGCUGCCCAAGUAUCUCCGAGGCUAUCACAAGUGCACGCGGGAGGAGGUGCUGCAGCUGGGGGCGCUGAUCUACAGGGUCAAGUUCGAGGAGGACAAGUCCUACUUCCCCAGUAUCCCCAAGCUGCUACGGGAGCUGGUGCCCCAGGACCUCAUCCGGCAGGUCUCCCCUGACGACUGGAAGCGGUCCAUUGUUGCCUACUUCAACAAGCAUGCCGGGAAGUCCAAGGAGGAGGCCAAGCUAGCCUUCCUAAAGCUCAUCUUCAAGUGGCCCACCUUUGGUUCAGCCUUCUUUGAGGUGAAGCAAACUACGGAGCCAAACUUCCCUGAGAUCCUCUUAAUUGCCAUCAAUAAGUAUGGGGUCAGCCUCAUCGAUCCCAGAACCAAGGACAUCUUGACCACGCAUCCCUUCACCAAGAUCUCCAACUGGAGCAGCGGCAGCACCUACUUCCACAUCACCAUCGGGAACCUGGUGCGCGGGAGCAAACUGCUCUGUGAGACGUCACUGGGCUACAAGAUGGAUGACCUCCUGACUUCCUAUAUUAGCCAGAUGCUCACGGCCAUGAGCAAACAGCGGGGCUCCAGGAGUGGCAAGUGAACAGUGGGGGAGGUGGUGCUGGCUCAGGCCCAUCAGCUACCUCUGCAGCUGGGGGACGACUUCUGCCAUCUGGGCAGGGAGACUGGGCCAGCCACCACCACGGAUUAUUAUACCAACUUGGCCUCUGAUCCUCUUCCAGUGAGGCCGCCUUGCUGGGAUGCAGAACUCCCCUCUAUCCACUCCUGAGGGGUGGUUCUAGCUCUGGCUGGCUGUGGCCUUCCCAGUGGUAAAAGCCUGUGCUCCGUGGGUGCCUUUCUUAGACCAGCCCCACCAUGCGGCCUCCCUUGACUUUCCGUGCAACCACUGUGUCAGGGAAUCAAGAGGACAACCUAGUUCUCCGUACUGGGACCAAGCAAACCAACCAAGAAUAUUCUGAAAUCCAAGGGACUGGCUUAAUUCCUGUAAGUCCAGAAUUCUCAGCUGGGAUGAGGGAGACAGACUACUUUUCUAUAUUGCAGUGUGAGUGUUGAGCCCUGUGUUAGUCUCCCCUGAUCACCGCAGGGUAUAAAGUAUGUGUUUGAUCA